GACUUCUAAGCAGCCAUGGACAGGUUACAGCUGCGGCAGGCAUCCAGCAGCCGGAGCCUCCUCAAGCUCACUGUUAUGGAGGUGAAGUGGAUUCAUGUGUUGGUCAUCUUCUUCUUCCUGUUGUCUGUUGCAAUGAUGGGCUGCUUUCUGUGGCAGUACAACCUCCCCAAGGCGGAGCCCAGCCCAUCUGUGAUGGAAGUGAGAUCAGAAGCUGUGCAGAUGUGCCCCCGCUAUCCUGAACCAGUACCGCUGGACCACCCAAUCCCCAUUCUGAAGGACGCGUUGGAGAAGGUAGAUACAAUGCUGCGCCAAAAGAUUCAUAGCUCUGGUCUCCCUGCCAUGUCUGCCAUCGUUAUCUACAAUGACACUGUGCUCUGGACAGGCAACUUCGGCAAGAAGAAUGGUUCAGACCCCUCCUCAGUGGUGCCCAAUGAGUACACUAUUUACAGAAUUGCCAGUGUCUCCAAGAUCUUUCCUACCAUUAUGUUAUACAAGAUGUGGGAGGAAGGAAAAGUCACAUCUCUUGAUGACCCAUUGGAACGUUACGCCCAGAACUUUGUUAUUAAGAACCCUCUGGGAAAGCUCAAGGAAUCGGAACAGAGAUACACAGCAGAUGGGCUGAUUUUUUUGGAAAAAGGCUCAAUGCCUCUUAAGCCAUCACCUGUUACCUUGCGCAGAAUGGCCAGCCAGCUCUCAGGUCUACCCAGGAGGCUGCGAUCUACCAGCCUGCUGUGGAAGGGCAAUACACAAGAUGCUCUAGCUCUCCUGAAGGAUGAUGUCUUGGUUGCUGAUCCAGGAACCAGAUGCCACUACAGCAAUUUGGCCUUCUCACUGAUGGCACACGUGCUAGCCAACCAUGCAGCUGAAGGGCAAUACCAGCGCUGGAUCUCGGAGAACAUCCUGGACCGCUUGGGCAUGGAGGACACUGGCUUUGACAUCACCCCACCGAUCCGCUCCCAGAUGGCUGUGGGUUUCUAUGGCAGCCAGCAGCCGGCCCCUCUCUAUGACCUCGGCUGGUACAGGCCUUCUGGCCAGAUGUACUCCACAGCUGCCGACCUUGCCAAGCUGGCAAUGGUCUUCUUAGGCACCUACCACCGUCGUCUCCUAGAGCCUGACACAGUGAAGACGAUGCUAACACCUCUGUUUAAGUGCUCCACUGAAUACUUUGCUAACAAGACCGGCACACCCUGGGAGAUUAACGAGCAAUUGGGAUAUGACGUCAUUAGGAAGGACGGAGACCUUGACGGUUAUUCAGCUACCUUCUCUCUUAUCCCCAAGCUCCGCCUGAGCUUCAUUGUGCUGAUGGCAGGGCCCAGGCCUCAGGGUGGAGAUAUUGUGACUCAGACAUAUGAGUAUCUUAUUCCUGCCAUGGAGACAGCAUUCAGAGAGGCAGAGAAAAGCUUGAUUCCUCCUCCAAGUCCAGGCCCUUAUGUUGGCUACUAUACCUAUUCCAACCUGACUUUCUAUGAGAUCAAAGUUGGACCUGGUGGGGUGCUGGUCAUGCAGCAGUUUGGGCCUCAUGUGGAAGAGCUGAUUCCUGAAAAGUACCGGACAAUCAAGCUCCACCACCUGGAAGAUCGUGUUUUCCAAGUUGUUUUUGACAAGGAGUUCCCAUGUGUUCUGCACCUGGGCUCUGCCUCCAUCUCACUGGAGACCCAAAAUGGGCAGCUCUUUAACUUUUAUCCAUUCAAUCGCAAGGGUUUGUCUCCUGGCUUCGAUGCACCAGGGCUAAACACAUACAAUGUGGUGCGUGUACUUCGUAAACCUGUAUUCUAUAGCUAA
Messenger RNA from Gavia stellata (red-throated loon), 1782 nucleotides. RefSeq names its product lactamase beta like 1 (gene LACTBL1). Bases 16 to 1782 code for a protein of 588 amino acids. The transcript is spliced from 7 exons. Lineage: Eukaryota; Metazoa; Chordata; Aves; Gaviiformes; Gaviidae. The record is from RefSeq and is a predicted model, not a curated record.